AUGGCCCAUUAUCUCUCCCAAGCCAGCGCCAGGCUGUAUAUGGUGCUCUCUGCUUUUCUUCUUACUUCGUGGACUAUCACCGCAUUAGGCCUCAGCGCCCUCAAUGUGCUCAACGAUAACAAAACCUUUAUCCAAUCUCUUGCCGCAAUCAGUCUUUUCACUUUCCUCGCCUGCCGUCUGCUUGUCCUUUUCAAGCCUAGAAAUCCUGAUGGUUCUUCAAAUGGUACCAUUGCGCACUUUAUCGCCUCAGCAGACUAUGGCUCUCGUAAAGGAGCCCUCGUGCUUUUCGGAUUGUGCUGUACGUGGCUCUAUGAGCUAUUAGCAAUGGGAAUGCUAUUGUUAUUCACGACUUUGUUUGGCGGUAUUAUGGCUACAGCGCUCUACCAAGAAUCCCAAACUCAGGACGGUUCGGCUGCAAUAGACAAUGACACACGCGUCGAUGCAUCGACUACAUCAUUAGCAGAGGUCAAUGAGUUCAAUGCCAAGGCAGGGGUGGAUCUGACGGUGUUUUUCAAAUGGAUCCCUCCCAAGGCAUUGGUUUACUUUGUGGCUGCUCUCUGGGUGAACUUCCUGAGUCUGGGCUUUUAUAUCUUGGGCCAUGCUGCAAAAUCCCUGGUUAAGGUAUUAAGUUCGCCAGCAGCUGCGCCUGGGGCCUCAUUCAAUGUUUCAGCUACCGCGAAGCAGGUAACAUCUGGUGAAGGGAAAGAGCUUGAUUCCGCGCAGUAG
Molecule: messenger RNA, 726 nt
Organism: Paecilomyces variotii
Lineage: Eukaryota; Fungi; Ascomycota; Eurotiomycetes; Eurotiales; Thermoascaceae
Exons: 1
Coding region: 1-726 (241 amino acids)
Source: RefSeq, a predicted model, not a curated record